This is a messenger RNA of Geodia barretti, 477 nucleotides long. The record is from the annotation of a GenBank genome assembly. NCBI's taxonomy places the organism in Eukaryota, Metazoa, Porifera, Demospongiae, Tetractinellida, Geodiidae.
AUGGACUUGCCAGCACACACUUAUCUGGACCUCAAGGGGAUCCCAUACCGGAGGCUUGAGUUUUCCUCAGAAACCGAUAGAGGGGCCGCCAAUGUGGCCCGGGCACUCGGUUUCGAGGAAGGGCAAAUGGUCAAGACCCUGAUAUUUCGAACCAGUGAAGGGGAAUUGGCCCUGGUCAUGCUGGGUGGCGACCGCCAUACCGUCUCCGGCCACUUGAAGCGGGCCCUGGGCUCCAGAAAUAUCAGCCUUGCCGACCCUAACAAGGUACUUGAAGUCACCGGCUAUGCUGUCGGUUCAAUACCACCAUUUCACUGGCAGCCGACGGGGUUUCGUUCGCUCUUGGACACUGCUUUGACCGAAUAUGAUGAAUUGGGUGUUGGAGCAGGAGUAUGGGGACAAGAGAUCAUAAUUUCGCCAAAUGACUUGAUUUGCGCUUCCGGAGCUGAAGUAGUAAAUCUGACCAGGAGAGACCCAUGA